Messenger RNA from Rotaria sp. Silwood1, 1737 nucleotides. NCBI's taxonomy places the organism in Eukaryota, Metazoa, Rotifera, Eurotatoria, Philodinida, Philodinidae. The record is from the annotation of a GenBank genome assembly.
AUGGGUUUCGGUAUUAAUGAUAUUCUUGUCGGAAAUGAAGCAAGAAUCAAUGAAGUGGAUAUAUGGACGGAAAAUACAGAGUCAAUUGAUAAUAUCAAUGGUGAUAUUAAAUUUGACAGUGUCAACUUUUCUUAUCCAUCUCGAAAAGAAGCAUCAGUUUUGCAUAAUCUCUCUCUUAUUGCUCGUGCUGGUCAAACAACAGCUCUUGUAGGUUCAAGUGGUUGCGGGAAAAGUACAUGUAUAUCACUAUUGCUUCGUUAUUAUGAACCUUCAUCAAAUCGAAUUACGAUCAAUGGUCGAGCAAUAACAGAUUACAAUAUCAAACAUCUUCGACAAAACAUUGGAGUUGUUAGUCAAGAACCGAUUGUGUUUGGAGUGAGUAUUUAUGAAAAUAUUCGUUUUGGUAAAGUAAAUGCAACACAAGCAGAAAUUGAACAAGCAGCACAACAAGCCAAUGCCCAUGAUUUCAUCAUGCAAUUACCGAAUAAAUAUGAAACAAUUGUUGGUGAACGUGGUAUUCUAUUGAGUGGUGGUGAAAAACAACGUAUUGCAUUAGCUCGUGCUCUUGUGAAGCAACCUACCAUCCUUUUACUAGAUGAAGCAACAAGUGCACUUGAUAUUGUUAGCGAAAAAAUUGUUCAAGAAGCGCUUAAUCGAGCAUGCGAAGAUCGUACAGCUAUUGUUGUCGCUCAUCGUUUGACUACAAUUCAAAAUGCUCAUCAAAUAUAUGUAUUAGAUAAUGGAACUGUGAUUGAGCAAGGUACACAUGAAACAUUAAUGGCAACACAAGAUGGAAAAUAUCAAGCAAUGGUCAAACUUCAACAAAUAGAAAAAAUCGAUGAUGACAUGGAUAAUAUGAUAAGCAUAGAAAAACCAGUGGAAGAAGAUAAAAAGCCGAUAUUUGAACAAUCUCGCUUACUUAGCGAUAGUAAAAUUGUUGACGUGGAGAAAGGAUUUCAAUAUUGUUCAAUUCCUACACAACGUCAUCAAGUGUUGAUUAACAGUCUUCUUGUUCUACUUUUGGGUGUUAUUUUAUUGGUUCUUCGCUUUAUUCAACAUGCUGCUUUUGCCAUAUCAGGAUCGAAAUUAACGCAACGUAUUUGUUCGAAAUUUUUCGCAUGCCUUCUCCAUCAAGAAAUUGCUUAUUUCGAUCGACCUGAAAACAGUUCUGGUGCAAUUAGUGUUCGUCUUUCUUCUGAUGCUUCAGCCAUUCGAGAUAUGAUUGGUGCACGAUUGGGAUUCAUCUGUGAAGCUAUCGCACUUUGGGUUUUUGGAACUUUAUUGGGAUGUUUCGUCAGUUGGCAAUUAACAAUGAUUACCUUCUGUCCACUAUUUAUUCUAGUUUCAAUCCUCUAUGCAAAUAUGUCCAUCAAUAUGCGCUUAAAUAAGAAACCUGAUCAAAUUAUUGUAUCUACGGGUAUCAAUUCAUCAGUCGCAGCUGCUGAAGCAUUUUUUGAUUUAUUUGAUCGAAAACCAGUUAUCGACAAUAUAUCUAAUGAAGGACAAGACUUGGUUGACUUUCGUGGAGAAAUUCAAUUUGAUCAAGUGAAAUUUAUCUAUCCAACUCGACCACGAUCUAUUAUUCUUAAUGAAUUUCAAUUGAAUAUUAAACCAGGUCAACGUGUUGCUCUUGUUGGUGCAUCUGGGUGUGGAAAAUCAACAACUAUUCAACUGUUGGAACGAUUCUACGAUGUUACAAGUGGGCAGAUAGUUAGUAUUUUUCGACGUAUAGUUUAA